UGCAUGUCAGGAAAGACAAGUAGAAAGCUAGAAACAAUUCACCCUUCCACAGCAAAAGAAAAUAAUCUUCUGUUUUUUCUCAAUAGCUAACGUCUCCUCCAUUUUUGGGUUUAGGGGAGCUUUGGUUCUUAGUUUCAUUGUUUUUCCGUUUCUGUUUGCUGCGUUUCCUGUUUUUCCAGAUUUCUGGGUUUUUUCUUAUGUUUCGUUAAGUUCCUCGUCUUCCAUUGGGCUAGAAAAAAAAAAAAAGGUAUCAUUUGACCCAAAAAAAAAAAAAAAAAGUCUCUGUCUUUAAAUAAAGUUCGUUAAAUAGGAACCGAUCGCCAUUCAUUCUUCACUGAACUCUAGCUAGCUUCAUUACACCACACUAGCAACCAUGGAACCAGCCGGUCAAGUCGCCAUUGUCCCAACUCCAGGUUUAGGCCACCUGAUACCCCUGCUCGAGCUGGCCAAACGACUCGUCGUCCACCACAACUUCACCGUCACCUUCCUCAUCCCCAACGAUGGUACGAACCUGACACCGCAAAAGAAAGUCCUGGAAGCUUUGCCGGAGAGCAUAUCCUCCACCUUCCUCCCUCCAGUCAACUUCGACGACCUCCCACCAGAAUCGAAGGUGGAAACCAAGAUCGCUCUCACCUUGGCUCGGUCACUCUCCGCUGUCCGCGACUCAGUUAAGGCCCUAGCGGAAUCGACUCGACUGGUGGCGCUUGUUGUUGAUCUCUUUGGUCCUGAGGCCUUUGAUGUGGCCAUUGAGUUUAAUGUGCUGCCCUACCUUUUCUUCCCUACUUCGGCAAUGGAUUUGUGGUUUGUGUUUGAGUUGCCAAAGCUUGAUGAGACUACUACUUGUGAGUACAGGGAUUUGCCUGAACCGGUCCAGUAUCCGGGUUGUGUGCCGCUGCAUGGCAGAGACUUAGCAGACCCGGUUCAAGAUAGGAGCAAUGAUGCUUAUAAGGCGCUGAUCCGCAUCAGCAAGAGGUAUAAGUCGGCUGCUGGGAUCAUGGUGAAUAGCUUUGCGGAUUUGGAACCGGGUGCUUUCAAGGCUUUCAAGGAGCAAGGACCAGGUCUUGGUCUUCCACCGGUUUACCCGGUAGGACCGGUGAUAAGGACCGGUUCGGCGGAUGAGUUGGGUGAGAAUGAGUGCUUGAGCUGGUUGGAUCGUCAGCCAAAAGGGUCAGUGUUGUUUGUUUCGUUUGGAAGUGGUGGAACCCUUACCACUGAGCAAAUGAAUGAGUUGGCUUUAGGGCUUGAAAUGAGUAGGGUCAGAUUUCUUUGGGUUGCUAGGAGUCCAAAUGAGAAACAAAAUGCCACAUUUUUUGGUGCUCGAGGUUCUAACGAUCCUUUGAGUUUUCUACCCCAAGGGUUUUUAGAGAGAACCAAAGAUGUUGGUCUAGUGGUAACUUGUUGGGCUCCUCAGGUCCAAAUUUUGAGUCACACGUCGACGGGCGGUUUUUUGACCCAUUGCGGGUGGAACUCAACCCUAGAGAGCAUUGUACAUGGUGUGCCUUUAAUUGCUUGGCCGCUCUAUGCUGAGCAAAAGAUGAACGCUGUUUUGCUUGCUGAAGAUCUAAAGGUAGCAUGGAGGGUUAAGGUGAAUGAAAAGGGCAUAGUGCAGUGUGAGGAGAUUUCCAAGUAUGCAAAGGGACUAAUUGAAGGAGACGAAGGGAGAGUGCUCAAAAAGAAGAUGAUGGAAUUGAAAGAGGCAUCUCAACUGGCUUUGAGCCAAGAUGGGUCGUCUACAAAAUCACUCUCAGAGGUAGCCAAUAUAUGGAAGGAACACAAGAACUAAUCAAUAUAUUGUGUCAACUAAUGUAUGUUUUGAUAUGAAGUUUCUUUAUCUUCUGUCUCAGGAUUGCAAUUUUUGUCAUCAAAUAUGGUCUUUUAAUGUACCGUUAAAUAAGAAACUGGAUUUUUCAAUAUAUAUAAUAAAAAACAGGCCAUCGCUAAUUUUCUAUUUUA
Messenger RNA from Rosa rugosa (rugosa rose), 1953 nucleotides. RefSeq names its product hydroquinone glucosyltransferase-like. Lineage: Eukaryota; Viridiplantae; Streptophyta; Magnoliopsida; Rosales; Rosaceae. Gene Ontology annotation, molecular function: UDP-glycosyltransferase activity. The record is from RefSeq and is a predicted model, not a curated record. The transcript has a single exon. Bases 374 to 1783 code for a protein of 469 amino acids.